GCUAUCAUUCAGCCCUGCUAACAUUAGCGAAAUGUCAGACCUGUUGGUAGUUUGUGCUUGGACAUGUAGGUUAAGUUAGUAGUUUGCCGGCGGUACUCUCUUGUUUUAAUAUCGUAACGCUAGCUUAAAGUUGUGUAUUCAUGCAGUGUGUCGGUGUUGGCUUACUUUUAGUUAUUCAUUAGCAUUAGCACAUUAUAGCGGCAAGCUGGGCCGCGGUUCUCUUCAGACUACGUUACUUCGGGCGCGCGCAUUUAUACACGAGUGGUUGUUCGCAGUAUGCCUGUCGGCGCGAAUAGUUCAUGCGGUCACAGCCACGGGUGAUGUAGGAGGUAAAGUUUAGCUGUGGUGGCUCCAGGAAGCAUGCAUUUACUGCCGCUUGCAUUGCUUUCAAUGUACAUGACGUUAAGAAGGCGAGGAGAAAGGGUGCGUGCAGCGCUCGUACACGCACGGAUCAGCCGUGUGAGAGGGAGAUGGUGUGCGGCAGAAAAUCAAAAUUAGAAAUCAUAGAAGAAAGUAUUACGCUAUUGAACACAGAAAAUACAGCCAUCAGAUUUCUUGUAGACCUAGCACACUUCUGGUCUGUGUCUGAAUACAUAUAUAAGUACAUAGAUGCAGAUGAACACUGUAAACAUGAUGAAAGAUCGACAGACUAACUCGAACAUAUCUUUAAUCUUUAGGACUUUGGGUAGCGCUUCCUUUCCUUCCUGUCAACCUCUCCAGAGGGGUGUCUGCUGAUGGCAGAAAGAUUACAUCACCUCUGGUUGGAACCCUGGACAGUGCCACAACCUUUGGCUUGGUGUCCAAUGUGAUGCCCCAUCGCCACCUUCUGACCUAUUUUCUUCUCCGCUCUGUGACUACUUCAAGAGGGGCAUUCCUGUGUGGAGGCGUGCCAGGCAGCUCGUUUUACCUGUGAACUUGCGUACUUUCACUUCAUCAACAACAAAGACCACCAUGGCUGGUUCAACACCUGCAAGACUGAAGGUGAUUUUAGGAGAGAACAACAUUGAAAAGCUGACUCUUCCAAAUGGCAUCCCAGAGUCACUUGAAGACCUUCUCAGCACGAUAAAGACUACCUUUGGGUUAAAAGGUAACUUCAGACUGCAAUACAUGGACCAAGACUUUGGCAACGACUUCUUCAAUCUGAAUUCUACCACCGAACUUCGGAAUUUGGGGACAAUCAAAGUGAUCCACCAGCAAACAAAUCCACCUUUGAUCAGUGCCGAUCAGUCCACUUCCUCUCUGUCUCUUUCAUUUGAGUCUGAUGACGGUAUUUCGGUGGCAUCAAAUGACACAAUUAUCCUCUCAUCCCCUGAAUCUAUGUCAUCUCGAACACAACAGUGGCCAGAAGACUUUGCAAUUCCCCAAUUUUCAUAUGACACAGAGCUACAGCUAGAGAGGGGGAAUAUUGAGUACCGUGUGAGCCAAAAAAUGUUGACUUUAAGCGCCCGAAUGCUGUCUGAUAUCCUGAAAAGAGUUGCAGAAGAAAUUUACCGUUACAAGGCCUAUCCAGAGGAUGCACAUUUCUGCGCAGCUGCAGAGGCCCUUAUCAAAAAGCACCCAUGUUUGAAAGAACCUGGAUCAUUCAGUGGCUGCUACGGUUGGAAACAACGACUGAAGUACAAAAUGGCAAACUACAGGACCCAGCUCAAAUUACAGGGGUGUCCAGAGCUGUGUGUAAACUCACUGAAAUCUAAAGCUACUACAGAUGCUUUCCCUGCUAAAAAAGUGAAGAAGCCAAAACGUUCUGAAGCUAACUUUUAUCCAUCCUUUCCUACUGGUGAGACUCUGGACAGCAUGGAAAAAGUGAGACUAGAACUUCUGACAGAGAUCGGGAUAAGGGACAAUGAAAGGGUCAUCGCAGACAAAAUGGCUAACACGUUUGCCUACAGACGACAUGAGGUGGUAAACCAAGAACCAAGCAUUCAGGAACUGAAGGACAGAUGGCCUGCACUCUUCACACAGAGAUAAAUACAGAGUUCCAGAGGCUCAUGGCUGUUCCUCUUGAGUGGAAGUUCAUGGCCCAGUUAGACAUGCACUCAAGUCAGCUGAUCAAAGUCAUACGUGCCAAAGGAGGAGCAACACGCCAAAAGAUUGCGAACAUCAUGGACACAUUGGACCAGACUGUGGACAUUAAUCAUCGGAGGGAAUGUGUGCUGAAAGCCCUCACCAUCUUCCUGGGAGAAGAUGCAGAUGGCCUGAUCAAGGAAUACCUUGACUGUGGAGCAGAUGAUGUUCAGAGGGACCUGGAGGAGGUCACCAUGGCAGUGUAUGUGAUUCGGAAGGAGGGGGAGGGACUGCAGGAGCCACCUGAAGACAUUGGCAUUGUCAUUGAGGGUGUGGAAGUGUUGCAUGAACUAACUUCGGUUGCCUCAGCUUGUGCCCUGCUUCUAGGUUUGAUCUAUGCACUCAACCUAGCUUAUCCAAAACCCUUUCGCUUCACUUUUGAAGUGCUCCAAAAAAUCUUCAUGCAGCUUGAUCAGCACAAGAUGUCCCCCAAAGUCCAAAAUCUGUAUAUCAAACUUCAAAGCUCCCAGUAAUGGCACAGAACAAUGACCAACAAAUGGCCUUGUGCCAUAAUGCGAAGGAACAACUGUGUUUGGACAUAUAGCAUGUAAAAUAUGUAGUCUCUUUUGGAUGUUGGGCCUUUUUUAUGCUCCAAGAGACCUCAAACCACAAUUUAAUGUGCUUUUAUACAUACUU
Pelmatolapia mariae (spotted tilapia) is the source of this 2700-nucleotide messenger RNA. RefSeq lists its product as uncharacterized. The record is from RefSeq and is a predicted model, not a curated record. The transcript is spliced from 5 exons. NCBI's taxonomy places the organism in Eukaryota, Metazoa, Chordata, Actinopteri, Cichliformes, Cichlidae. Bases 1941 to 2537 code for a protein of 198 amino acids.